Molecule: messenger RNA, 5127 nt
Organism: Anguilla rostrata (American eel)
Lineage: Eukaryota; Metazoa; Chordata; Actinopteri; Anguilliformes; Anguillidae
Gene: ktn1
Product: kinectin 1
Exons: 37
Coding region: 1-4086 (1361 amino acids)
Biological process (GO): protein transport; microtubule-based movement
Cellular component (GO): endoplasmic reticulum membrane
Molecular function (GO): kinesin binding
Source: RefSeq, a predicted model, not a curated record
AUGACCUCCCUCACUCAUUGUAUCAGCCGACCCGCCCCCGCGAAAACGAAACAAGCACGAGCAGACCGCUGCAGAAACGGGCAGCAGCCGCUGUUGGGUACACAGCCCCGCUCCAAACAACAGGGAAACGCUGCUUCAUUUGAUCCAACCGCAACACUGACUCUUUUCAGGAUGGCGAUGGAGCUGUACGACUCCCAGUACCUGCUGAUCCUGGCCCCCUCCCUGCUCAUCGCCCUCAUGUUCCUGUUCUUCUGGCUCUUCAUGAAGGAGACCUCCUACGACGAGGUGCUGGCCCGGCAGAAGCGCGACCUCAAGCUGCCGCCGGGCAAGCCCGACACCCGCAAGAAGAACGACAAGAAGAAGAGCAAGAAGAAGGAGAGCGGAGGAGGAGGAGGAGGAGGCGGCGGAGGAGGAGGAGGAGGAGGCGGCGGAGGGGGCGAGUCCGAGGAGGACCCGAGGGAGUUCGACCUGACGGACGCGGCGGCCGGCUCCGCCCUCGAGGAGGAGGAGCCCGCCCCGGAGCCCCCGCCCCCGGCCCCCGCCCCGGCCCCGGCCCCCGCCCCCGAGCCGACCGUCGGCCUGCGGGAGAGGAAGAAGAAGGAGAGGAAGCAGCAGGCGGCCGCCGCCCGGGCCCUGGCCGCCGCGACCCCGCCCCCUCAGCCCGAGGAGCCCGUCGCCGCCCGCGAGGUCAACGGCUCCAAGCCCGCCGCCCGCAAGAGCGAGGCCCCGCUGCCCGUCACCAAGCAGCCCAGCCCGCCCCCCCCGGAGCCCGCCGGCAAGAAGAAGGGCUCUCAGAAGAAGCAGAAGGUGGAGACGGAAGAGCCCCAGCCGGAGAUCAGAGCGGACCAGGCCCCCGCGCCAGUCAAAAAGGACGCCCCGGUAACCGUGGAUACCAAAGUGCAGGACGGCGCUCCCGCCCCCCCUCCCACCACCACCACCAGCAGCAAGAAGAAGAACGCGGCCAAGAAGCAGAAGACCGAGCCGGUCCCGAUGGAGGAGCCCCCAAUCCAGGCUGUCGGCGCCCCCCUGUUGGAAAGCGAGCUCCAGAAGGACGCGCCCGUGAAGGCCGGCGGCAAGAAGAUGAAGAACGAGACGGACAGAGAGAACGCGGAGGUGAAGCUGAAGGACUUCCUGGCCGGGCUGCGCAGCCUGGCGCUGUCUGAGGAGGAGGCGGUGAGCGUGGCCGCGGUGCUGAGGGAGAAGAGCCCCUCCGCCCUGGAGGCCUGGCACAGGUCCGCCUCCAAGUCAGACCCGUCAGCCCAGCAGCUGCAGGAGAGGGAGCGGCUCCUCACCACCCUGCAGGAGGAGGCGUCCAUCGCCAAGGAGAAGGUCAAGCAGCUGAGCCAGGAGCUGCAGGUGGAGAAGCAGAAGACAGGCCGUGCGGAGGCGGUGCUGCGGGAGCAGCGGGGGGCCAUGGAGAAGGAGCUGAACGUCAUGCAGGCCAAGGCCCAGGGAAGCUACCAGGAGGCUCAGGGCAUGCAGAUGAAGUUCCAGCAGAUGAGGGAGCAGCUGGAAGGGCAGAUCGGCCGCCUGCAGCAGGAGAACGGCAUCCUGAGAGACGCCGUCAGCACCGCCUCCAACCAGAUGGAGAGCAAGCAGUCGGCGGAGCUGAAUAAGCUGCGCUCGGAGUACGCCGGGAUGAUGAAAGAGCUGGCGGAGAACAAUGGCAAGCUGCAGCAGGAGGAGCUGCAGAGGAAGACGCUGGAGGUGAACUACAAGCAGAACGUCUCGCAGCUGGAGGCUCAGCUGCAGGAUGCCAAGCGGCGGUGGGAGGAGCUGCAGAACUACCUGCACAACGUCAACGCUGAGAGGGAGAAACUCCAGGCUGCCAAACAAGAGCUGCAGACCCAGCUCCUGGGGGUGGAGUCGGACAUGAGCAACAAGAACAAGGAGAUCCAGACCCUGCACAGCAGCCUGACCGACACCAUGGUGUCCAAGGAGCAGCUGGAGCACCAGGUGAUGGAGCUGCUGAAGGCGUCCCAGCACAGCCGGCCCGACGACUCGCAGCAGCUGCAGGACCUUCUGGCAGAGAACCAAGGUCUGAAGGUGCAGAUAGAAAACCUGCAGGCCCAGCUCUCUUCUCAGACGACCACCGUAUCCCACUUUGAGGAGCUGCAGAAACUGCUGGCUGAAAAGGAGCUCCAGCGGAAGAGUCUGGAGGACUCUCUGAACGCGGAGAGGAGCAGCGUGGCCAAUCGGGAGAUUAACAUGCAGGCCAUGCACGCAGACAACCUGUCGCUGAAGGCCGAAGUCCAGAAUCUGCAGGCUCAGAUUUCUGAACAGGCUGAACUGAAUCAGGACUCGCAGCUGGCCCUGGACCAGUUCCAGAGGAGCGUGCACGAUAAAGACGACAAGAUAAAGAUGGUGGAGACGCUGCUGGAGACGGGGCUCAUCGAAAUGGCCAAUAAGGAGGAGGAGCUGAAGGCUCUGAGGAAAGAGAAGGACUCGUUGAGAGAGGAGCUGGAGAGCCUGCAGCAGCAGGCAGCACUGCAGCCGUCGUCCGAUCCAAAGGUGGAAGAGCUGCAAAGAACGAUCCAGGAAAAAGAUGAGAGUAUGAAAGCGAUGGAGGAGAAGCUGCAGGCUGAGCUGGAGAAUGUGUCCAGCAAGGAGGCCGCCAUUGAGGCUCUGGAGCAGCAGCUGGAGGCCCUGAGGACGGAGGCGGAGCGGAGCCGGGACCGGGAGGCUGAGGAGAGCAGCUCCAGCGCUCAGCUCCUGGAGCUCCAGAAGCUGCUGGCCGUGAGGGAGGAGGCAGCACAGAGGCUCCAGAGAGCCCUGGAUGAGAGGGCCGAGGAGGCGGCCCAGAUGGAGAAACAGCUGAAGGCUCUGCAAGAGGAAGGCUCGCUGCUGAGGGACCAACUAAAGCAGCAGCAGUUGGAGGCGGAGCUGCAGCAGCAGGAGGCGGAGCUACAGCAGGAGCAAAAGCCGGCCCUAGCCGCGGCGCCCAGCCAGGAGCUGCUGACCGCGCUGGCAGAGAAGGACGCGCAGGUGGCAGAGCUGCAGGGUGAGCUGGCCGCGCUGAGGGACUCCCUGGAGCUGCAGAAGAAGAAGAAUAACGAGCUUCGGGAGAAAAACUGGAGUGCAAUGGAGGCUCUGGCAGCGACCGAGUCGAUGCUUCAGGGGAAACUCUGCAAGACUGCCAAGGAGAGUCAGGAGGCCCUGGAGUCCACGGAGGCGGAGUGUCGAGAGGUCCUGCACAGACUCCACCCCUCCGUGCCCCUGCCUGCCAGCCAGAACCACCAGGAGUGGCUGAGCGCGUUCGAGAGCGCCGUUCAAGAAGUGGCCACGGAAGCGGAGCCAGCCGCCGCCCCCGGCCCCGCCCCCGAGUCUGAGGACGCCGAUGUGACCGUGUUGACAGAGAAGCUGAAGGAGUCCGAGGAGGCCCAGAAGGUUCUGCAGAAGGACUGCGAGACGUACAAGAAAGUGCUGGCGGAGACGGAGGGCAUCCUGCAGAGACUCCAGAGCAGUGUGGAGCAGGAAGAGUCCCGCUGGAGGGUUAAGUUGGAGGUGGCGCAUAGCGAUCUGAAGGAGAUGACCCUGAAGAUUGCGCUGCUGGAGAGCGAGGUGGAAAGACUAAGCUCGGAUGGCGGGGAGCUGGAGAAUCUGAAACGGGACAAACAGCACCUGGAGUCUGAAUUGGAGAGAGCAGAACAGGAGAGCGCCACGUAUGUGACGGAGGUUCGAGAGCUGAAAGAUCUGUUGACUGAAUUGCAGAGCAAACUUGAUGGCUCAUAUACUGAAGCAGUCAGGCAGAAUGAGGAGCUGAAUUUGCUGAAGACCCAGCUGUCCCAGACCCUGUCCAAGCUGGAGGCCGAGGAGACGGAGAGGCAGAAGGUGGCCGGCGACCUGUACAAGGCGCAGCAGUCCCUGGACCUGAUCCAGGAGGAGAUCCUGAAGGAGGCCGGUCAGGCGGACCUGAUUGAGAACAGCACCAUGGCAACGCAGAGAGAGGAGAUGGACAGGAAGGAGAAGAUGACUGCAGGGCUCAACCAGACAGUGAGGGAACUGCAGCAGCUGCUCCUGGCCGUCAACAGGCAACUCACCAAGGGACAGGAAGGGGAAGGGGACAAGGACUCGCCAGAGAUCUAAAGCGCAGUGGACCUCCUCAGCCCCUGCCUCCAGCCUUACUGCAGCGCCUCCCCUCCUCUACCCCGCCCCUCACCCCCCCCCUUCCCCACUCCCUCCCCGCUCCGCCACGCCCUGUCCACGCCUAGUCAUAAACACUGAACCCAACCGGCUCUCUCCUGUCCGUUCGUCCGCAACCCGCCUGGUCCCCCCCCCCCACCCCGCGAACGCCGCGAACGCAGGCCUCUGUCCGCUGCCGCUCAGAGUUUGCGGCGGCAGGGCGAGGCCGCAGGCGACCACCGCGUCGGACACGACUCUCUCCUCCCAAAACGAAGCUCCUCCUCCUCCUCCUCCUCCUCGUCCGCCACAAAACACAGCCACAUUCCUGACCCGACGCCCAGACCGAGAGCGAGAGCGACCCUCCAGACCCCUCCCACUGCUCCGCCCGCGCCCCGCCCCGAGCCCAAACUCCGACCACAGCACCACGCCACGCGCGUCUUUCUUUCUUUCUUUGUUAGAUUCGGGAAGGAGGUAGACGAAGAGGCCCCUUUCUUUAAAAAAACAAAACAAAAAAAACAAAAGAUAUUUGUGAGUUUUUAGUCGUCUUCUUUUUCUUUUUUCUUUUUUUUUUUUUAAAGGAAAUUACGCCAGAAACAAGUAACAAUUUAAAAUACCUACUGACCCGCACUACGUCUUGAAUCCAGGAGCCCUGCUCUUAACGUCACUCACACUUACGCGCACGCAUUCACACCGCACUGGGCUCGCAGUGUAACACGUGGUUUAGUUCGGGGGUCCUGGCCUGGGAGUUUGGGGGUUCAGCGGUAGGUGCCGUGGAGGUUUUUUGGAGCCGGUCUGUCGGGGGAGCCGCGGGCGCUGAGGGACGGCCGCGACCCCACAGCGCCGGAGAAACAGGCCAGGGACACAGUAGCGGUUUUAUCCUACUUAACUACCAGGAAGAGAGGCCUCUGUAGUCAACACUCCCUAUAUUGUUGCUAAUUUCAUUAAUACUGAUUUUUUUUGUAAAAGGUGACAGUUAUAAAGAUUAAAAGGGAUGCUUGAUAAAUA